Molecule: messenger RNA, 1711 nt
Organism: Musca domestica (house fly)
Lineage: Eukaryota; Metazoa; Arthropoda; Insecta; Diptera; Muscidae
Gene: E(spl)m7-HLH
Product: enhancer of split m7 protein
Exons: 1
Coding region: 670-1296 (208 amino acids)
Biological process (GO): anterior/posterior pattern specification; regulation of neurogenesis; regulation of transcription by RNA polymerase II
Cellular component (GO): nucleus
Molecular function (GO): protein dimerization activity; DNA-binding transcription factor activity, RNA polymerase II-specific; RNA polymerase II cis-regulatory region sequence-specific DNA binding
Source: RefSeq, a predicted model, not a curated record
GAAAUGUAACGUUCAAUUCAUCAGAUGUCUGUCUGUCCUGACCUAUACAAUGCACUAUGCUAUCAGUAACACAAAAGGAUACAACAAGCAGGAUUUAAUGAAACCCAAGGAUAACAGCAGCAGCAACAGCAGUAAAACAAAAACAACCCCAUAUGCACGAGAUAAAUGAAAUGGUGGGAAACUAACUGGCAAAGUGUUUCCCACGAUAUUCGACUGCAUAGUUUGGCUACCUGUCUCCCUAUUGUGCAUUACAAAUCGAAACCACCAUCAUCAUUGUCAUACCAGAUCCGCCAACAACCACCACCAUCAUCAUUCUUUCAAAGCAGCAGUUGAAACAACCCCUAAAAUUGUGAACACACAACAAACUCCAAGUUGGGAUCGUAGCACGCUCUCUCUGGAUUUCUUUGAGCCAGAGAGUGUGCCUUAAGGAUUCUCUUUGGUUUUCUUACUCUCCAUAUAUCUCAUGUCUCUCCCUGUGCCAUUGUUGUUACUUCGGUGGUACGUGUGUUGAGCACGAGUUGUGUGAGUUGGUUCUGGGACACGUGUGGGUAUAUAAGCCCGACCUUACUCCAGAGCAACCAUCAUUCUCAGUUAAGUCGUUGUAGAACGAACACCACAAGAAGUUUAUUUCUAAAAGAAAAACUAAAGAACAAAAUCUACAAAAAAAAAAUGGCCAGCAAAUACGAAAUGUCCAAAACCUAUCAAUACCGUAAAGUGAUGAAACCUCUAUUGGAACGCAAACGCCGUGCCCGCAUCAACAAGUGCUUGGAUGACCUUAAAGAUCUCAUGUCGGAAUGUUUCAAACAAGAAGCCGCCGGUGAUGGUACACAGAAAUUCGAAAAAGCCGAUAUUUUGGAAGUCACCGUUCAACAUUUACGCAAAUUGAAGGCCCAGAAACAACAGACGGCUCAAAACAAUCUCAGUUCCCAGCAGAGUUUCCGUUCCGGUUACAUUCAAGCUGCCAAUGAAGUGUCUCGCUGCAUGGCUACCUUGCCGAAUAUUGAUGUGGCCUUUGGCACCAAACUAAUGACUCAUUUGGGUUUGCGUCUAAGUCAAUUGGAAUCACCUCAGGAACAACCAUUGGCCGUUAGCACUCCAUUGUCCGUUACCUGUGCCAGUUCCCAGUCAACAGCCGCCUCUGCCAUGUACAGUCCAGUGUCAAGUGGUUAUGCCAGUGAUUGUGAUUCAUCCUUGUCCUCCUCAUCAUCCUCAUCUCGCUCCCGUUCGCCAACUCUGGCACAAAAACAAGGAUUACUACAAGUCAGCACAAAUGCUCCUGUGUGGCGUCCAUGGUAAUCCAUCCAUCAAUCAAUCAAUUGAUCAACACCAUUGAACACCAGCAGUGCUUUACCGUUCUUCCAUAAAUGUUAAACGAUCUCGUUUUUUUUUAAUAGUUUUUAAGUUCAUUAACUAAUUUUCGUAAUUGAUUGCUUUAUUAUUUUGUAAUUUUAAUUAUUUUUGUUAAAUUAUUAUCUAAGGAUAUUCAACACUAGCGAACAAAAGAAGAUUGUUUGAGUAGCUUUAUUAGUUUAAUUCAACUGUGAUAGGGUCUCGUUUGUUUUGGAAUUUUUCAAAAUAAACAAAAUUUCAGUUUAUUGUCAAAAUAGAUUUGAAAGAGUAUUGAACUAUUUUAAUGCCCGAAAAGAAGAAAUUGAGAAAAAAAAAAAACAAAAGAUACAAGAAAACAACUAUAAUUUGAAAACAUAAACAA